Molecule: messenger RNA, 1377 nt
Organism: Parus major (Great Tit)
Lineage: Eukaryota; Metazoa; Chordata; Aves; Passeriformes; Paridae
Product: excitatory amino acid transporter 5-like
Exons: 9
Coding region: 1-1377 (458 amino acids)
Biological process (GO): L-glutamate transmembrane transport
Cellular component (GO): plasma membrane
Molecular function (GO): neutral L-amino acid transmembrane transporter activity; L-glutamate transmembrane transporter activity; glutamate:sodium symporter activity
Source: RefSeq, a predicted model, not a curated record
AUGUCUGGGCUGGCCACCAUGGACUCCAAGGCCUGUGGGAAGAUGGGGGUGAUCACCAUCACCUACUACCUUUGGACAACCUUCAUGGCAGUGACUGUGGGGAUCAUCCUCGUGGUCAGCAUCCAUCCUGGUGCAGCUGCCCAGAAGGACAACUACUCUGUGGGGAAAGUGGUGCUCAGCUCCGCCGAUGCAUUACUGGAUUUAAUCAGAAACAUGUUUCCUUCUAAUCUGGUUGAAGCUUCAUUCCAGCAGUAUCGAACUGUUCUUGUCCCAGUGGUGAAGUCACCUGGUUUUCCAAAGAUCCCAGGAAAACCUGUUAAUUUUAUUUACUUUGCACCUGAUGACAAAAACCCUGAAAUCCAUCGGCCUGUGUUCCUUGAGCUGACACCAUCACCUGAGAUGACCUACAGGACCCUGGCUGGGACCAGCAAUGAGAUGAAUGUCCUGGGGAUUGUCAUCUUCUCAGCAACCAUAGGACUUCUCCUAGGAAAAAUGGGUGAACGAGGAGCCCCGCUGGUUAACGUGUGCCAGUGUCUGAACGAAGCAGUUAUGAAAAUUGUCUCAAUGGCUGUUUGGUACUUCCCCUUUGGCAUUGUAUUUCUCAUAGCUGGAAAGAUCUUGGAGAUGGAAGAUCCGUCGGUUAUAGGACAGAAACUGGGACUGUAUGUCAUUACAGUGGUGUCAGGGCUUGCCUUCCAUGGAAUCAUCCUCUUACCUCUGCUUUUUGUCCUCAUCACAAAGAAAAACCCCUUUGCUUUCAUUCAGGGGAUACUGCAAGCCUUGCUGAUCGCCUUAGCUACAUCCUCCAGCUCAGCCACCCUGCCCAUCACCCUCAAGUGUCUCCUGGAGAACAACGGCAUCGACAGACGCGUGGCACGAUUCGUGCUCCCUGUCGGGGCCACCAUCAACAUGGACGGCACAGCGCUCUACGAGGCCGUCGCUGCCAUCUUUAUUGCCCAGGUCAAUGAGUAUGAACUGGAUUUGGGACAAAUUAUAACUAUAAGCAUCACAGCCUCGGCAGCCAGCAUUGGGGCCGCUGGGAUCCCGCAGUCUGGGCUCGUCACCAUGGUCAUUGUCCUCACCUCUGUGGGGCUGCCCACCGAGGACAUCACCCUCAUCAUCGCCGUCGACUGGGCUCUGGACCGACUACGAACCAUGACCAAUGUCCUCGGUGAUGCGCUGGCUGCUGGCAUCAUAGCACACGUCUGCGAGAAGGACUUUGCCCCAAAGCCCCCCCCAGAAGACCGAGUGAGCAACACAGACAAGUUUCCUUCUGCAGAGACCCCACACCCGCAUCCCAAAGACAAUGGGAUUGAAGUGAUUGAAGAAAGCCUUUUGGAUCAGACAGAAGUUCACUACAACAUCUGCCAGGUGUAG